This is a messenger RNA of Solenopsis invicta (red fire ant), 6381 nucleotides long. RefSeq names its product laminin subunit gamma-1 (gene LanB2). The coding region runs from base 310 to 5178 and encodes 1622 amino acids. The transcript has 23 exons. NCBI's taxonomy places the organism in Eukaryota, Metazoa, Arthropoda, Insecta, Hymenoptera, Formicidae. The record is from RefSeq and is a predicted model, not a curated record.
GGUCGGGAGGUAGACGCGCGUGCUAUGCGAACGGCGCGUCGCGCCGUUACACUCGCAUACACUCGUUGGCGGUCCACGAGGGAGUGAGCUCGCGCGCGUCGUCCAGCAUCCGAUCCCGUGGUAGGUUAAUGGGAGAUGCGCGAUCGAUAACGAUCGCUCGACGGCGGUGAUCUUCGUCGAUGGACGCGCUGCCUAACCUCAAAGACAAUCCUGAUACUCGCCGUCGGUUUCGCGAGCAGUGAGUGAAGUCUCGCUGUGCAUCUGAGUAGAGAAAGAGAGAAAAAUUUUUCCUUACCUCGGGGAUAUAAGAUGAAAGGGAGCGCGAUAUGGGGUCUGCUGUUGCUCGUGGGAAGCUGCAUCGUCCUGGCCGAUCCAGAGGCCGAGCCUUCGGAGGAGCUGUUCAAUCGGCUGCAGCUUCCGAAGCACCGCAAAGAGGACAAGUGUUAUGAUGAGAAUGGCAGGCCGCAGAGAUGUAUACCGCCGUUCGAAAACGCGGCUUUUAACGUGCCGAUGGAGGCGACGAACACGUGCGGCGAGGACCGUCCGAUCGAAUUCUGCAAGCAGACAGGCGUGCAAAAGAAGUCGUGCGAGAUUUGCCGACGCGGCGAUCACUCGGCCAUCUUCCUCACCGACCACGAUAAUAACGACAAUGCUACCUGGUGGCAAUCAGACACCAUGUACGAGGGGAUCGGGUAUCCCAAUCAGGUCAAUCUCACCCUCCCUCUAGGAAAAACAUUUGACAUAACAUACAUCAGAGUACUGUUUGAAUCACCCCGGCCGGAAAGCUGGGCUAUCUACAAGCGGAAGAACGAGAAGUCUUCGUGGGAGCCUUAUCAGUUUUAUUCAGCGACGUGCCGGGAUACGUACGAUCUGCCCGAAUCCAAAGAGACCGUUCGCGGUGACGACACCCGCGUGCUAUGUACCUCGGAAUUCUCUGAUAUCUCCCCGCUCACUAAAGGCACCGUCGCUUUCUCGACCUUGGAGGGCCGACCUUCUGCUUAUUAUUUUGAGACCAACCCCGAACUUCAGGAAUGGGUACAAGCAAGGGAUAUAAGGAUUACUUUGGACAGGUCGAACACGUUCGGUGACGAAGUUUUUGGCGACGCUCAAGUGUUGAAAUCUUACUAUUAUGCGAUAGCUGAUGUAGCAGUCGGUGCGAGAUGCGCCUGCAAUGGACACGCCGGAGAAUGUGUAAACAGUACUAGUGUCGAUGGCAGAACUCGCAGAGUCUGCCGAUGUGAGCACAAUACCGCUGGUCCAGACUGCAACGAGUGUUUACCUUUUUACAAUGACGCUCCUUGGGGCCGUGCCACGACUACAGAUGCGCACGAAUGCAAACCUUGCAAUUGUAACGGAUACUCGGACAGGUGCUACUUCGAUAAGGAAUUGUAUAAGACGUCAGGUCAUGGAGGUCAUUGCUUAGAUUGUCGAGCAAAUCGCGAUGGCGCUAAUUGCGAGCGGUGUCGCGAAAACUAUUAUCAGCGACCCGAGGAUAACUAUUGCAUCGCAUGCAACUGCAAUGAGAUUGGUUCGAGAAGCUUGCAGUGCAAUAGCGAGGGCAAAUGCCAAUGUAAACCUGGUGUAACGGGGGAUAAAUGCGAUCGUUGUGCAGCCAAUUUUUACAAUUUCGGCUCACAGGGCUGUACUUCCUGCGAGUGCAACUUGGCAGGAUCAGCGGAUAAUGUUCCUAAUUGCGACCCUAUCACAGGAGUUUGUGCCUGCAAAGAAAACGUCGAGGGAAAACGCUGUAGAGAAUGUCGUCCAGGUUUCUUUAAUCUGGCAGUGGAUAAUGAAUUCGGCUGUACUCCUUGUUUCUGUUAUGGCCAUUCCUCGGUUUGUCGACCAACGAACGGUUACUCGAAGCUGUUCAUUGAAAGUAUGUUCGUGCGAGGAAACGAACGCUGGUCCGCAUCUGUGGCUGGUAAUCCGAUUACAUUGCAUUACGAUGCACUGACGCAGACGAUCUCGGUUACUGCACUUGACCGUGACAACGUGUACUUUCUCGCGCCCAACAAAUUUCUGGGAGACCAGCGAGCGUCAUACAAUCAAGACAUAACGUUCAUACUGAGGAUAGGGGAAACUGGUCCAGCUCCUACGGCACGCGAUGUAAUCUUAGAGGGUGGAAAUGGCGAGCAGAUCACUCAGCCGAUCUUCGGGCAGAACAACCGUUUACCGACUGUUACACCUCAAGAAUAUCGGUUUAAAUUGCACGAACACGUCAAGUACGGCUGGCAACCGCGAUUGUCUUCUCGUGCCUUCAUGUCGAUUCUGUCAAACUUGACUGCCAUAAAGAUUCGCGGAACUUACACUCAUCAAGGCCGAGGAUUUUUGGACGAUGUGAAAUUAGAAACGGCACAUCGUGGCGCAGCUGGCGAACCAGCCGAUUGGGUGGAACACUGCCAGUGUCCUCAUGGUUACGUCGGUCAAUUUUGUGAGUCGUGUGCACCCGGGUUCCAUCACGAUCCGCCCAAUGGCGGUCCCUUUGCCCUUUGUGUUCCUUGUAACUGCAAUGGACACGCUGAUAUUUGCGAGGCCGAGACAGGACAGUGUAUCUGUCAGCAUAAUACAGCAGGAAGCAAUUGCGAGUUAUGUAGUAGAGGAUAUUAUGGUUAUCCAUUAAAAGGAACCCCAGACGAUUGCAAACCGUGCCCUUGUCCCGAUAAUGGGCCUUGCAUUCUUUUGGGCAACAAUCCGGAUCCCAUUUGCUCCGAAUGUCCUAUUGGCAGAACUGGACCUAGAUGCGAAACAUGUUCCGAUGGUUACUAUGGGAAUCCUGAGAGAGGUCUUGCUUGUCGAUCUUGCGACUGCAACAACAAUAUCGAUUUAAAUGCAGUUAGAAAUUGUAAUCACGAAACGGGAGAAUGUCUCAAAUGCGUCAAUAAUACUGCAGGUUUUCAUUGUGAGGAAUGUCUAGCCGGAUAUUACGGAGAUGCACUGUCAGAUCGCAAGGAAGAUGGAUGUAAGUUGUGCCAGUGUUAUCCACCGGGUACUUUGGAACUUGAUGAUGGAAGAGUUGCGCCUUGCGAUCAAUUAACAGGACAUUGCGCUUGCAAGCCGCAUGUUAUAGGUCGCAAUUGCGACAAGUGCGAGGAAGGCUACUACCAUAUUAUGAGUGGGGAGGGUUGUACACCUUGUAACUGCGAUCUUGAAGGUUCUUAUAAUCGCACUUGUGAUCCGAUAACAGGACAAUGUCAGUGCCGACUUGGAGUGACGGGUCAACAUUGCGAUGCGUGUGAACCCUAUCAGUACGGAUUCAGCCGUGAGGGUUGCAAGCCUUGCGAUUGCGACAGUAUUGGCUCCCAGGAUUUGCAAUGCGAUGCAAAUGGGCAAUGUCUUUGCUUGACGAACGUUGAAGGCAGACGUUGUGACCGUUGCAAAGAGAACAAGCACAACCGUCAACAUGGCUGCAUUGAUUGUCCUGAUUGUUACAAUCUUGUACAAUCAGCAGUCAACGAUCAUCGACGACGUUUGGCUGAACUUGAAGAUACCCUCUAUAAGAUCAACAGCAGUCCUACUGUCAUCAAGGAUUCAGACUUUGAGAAAGAGCUCAAAAACGUUCAGGAUAGAGUAAAAGCAUUAUUGUCUGUAGCCAAACAAGGAUCCGGCAGUGAGAAUAAAACGUUAGUAGAACAGUUAGAUGAGUUGCGUGAGCAAUUAAAUACAAUUGACAAGAUCUAUCAAACCGUGGACGUAACAACAAAUGAUGUGGAUGAUAUAACUGAGGAAGGUUUGACGAGUAUCACCGAGGCAGAAAAUGUUUUGGACAAAAUCCACGAACAGCUAACGGAAGCAGAGGAUUAUCUGGGCACGGAAGGAGCGAGUGCUUUAGCUUCGGCAAAAUUGCGCGCUGAGCAAGUCGGCCAACAGAAUCAGCAGAUGACAUCGAUCGCACAAGAGGCGCGUUUACUCGCCGAAGUAAAUACAAAUGAAGCCAAAAAACUUCAUAUGCUGGCGGAACAGGCGCGAAACACGACAUUGGAAGCUUACAAUCUCGCGAAACAAACAAUAUCGAAAUAUUCCAAUAUAACGGAUGAAAUAAGAGAUCUGGAGACCAAGCUGGCGCAACUGGAAGAUCGUAUGGAUGAAGUGAGGAAUCUCACUGCCAUCGCAGCCACUAAAUCCUCAGCUGUUUCUCAGGAAGCGUUAGAUUUGCUAAUCCUUGAUUUAACGCUUCCUCCAGUCAAUAUCGAGCAGUUGCGACAGCAAAUAGAAAGCGUUAGCAGUGCGAGUUUACAGAUAAAGGAACAGGCGCAACUCUUGUUGGAGAAGAAUGAGAAUUUCAUCAAAGAGAUGGCUGAAAAAGUUAAAAAGAGCGAAGAACUAUUAGACAGAGCUCAAGAUCAAGAGGCUGCAACGGCCGAACUAUUAGCUGAAUUGGAUGAAGCUGACGAGACAGCAAAUAAGGCUGUUAAACGUGGUGAUCAGACGUUAAAAGAAGCUCAAGAGACUUUAAAGAAAUUGGGAGAAUUUGAUGCUGAGGUGCAACGUGAACGUGUAAAGGCGCAGAGUGCUUUGAUGGACAUUGAACAUAUUGAAGACUUGAUUCGCUAUGUUAACGAACAAGCUAGAGAAACAGAAAAAAAACUAAAUGGUUCGGAAGAAAAUGCUAAAAGUGCACGUGAAAUUGUGCAAAACGCUCAGAAUUACGCGGAUAAAGCUAGCGCUAACGCAAACAACAUCAGAACAGAAGCUAAUAAAACUAAAAUCGAAGCUCUACGACUCGGAAAUGAAGUUGAAAAGUUACACCUCCGAGUCGACACUACGGAUUCGAUGAUCAAACAAUAUGAGAUUCAAAUGAGCAAGGACACAAAUAUCACCGCCGAGGCAAAUUAUAAAGUUGGUCAAGCAAAGACUAAUGUAACUCUGGCAUCACAGCAAGUCGAUAAGGCCUUAUCCGAUGUUGCCGCGAUUAUCAGAGAACUCGAAAAUCUACCAGAAAUCGACGAUGCCGAUUUGAAUCGCUUGGAAGAACGUCUCAUUGCUGCCGAGAAAGAAAUUAAAGCCGUAAAUCUGGAUCAGCGAAUCCGUGCGUUGACGGAAGCGAAGAUUCUACAAACGCAAUGGGUUAAAAAUUAUGAGGAUGAAGUCAACAGAUUGCGAAUCGAAGUAGAGAAUAUCGAUGAUAUUCGAAAGGCUUUACCAACAGAUUGUUAUCAGCGCGUUCGUCUGGAGCCUUGAGAUUUACACUAUUCACUUUUGUGUCAUGUUUUUAGACGUAUAUUUUAUAGUAUAUUUUAAGCUAUAUAAAACGCGUUUUAUAAGUUUUGUGUUAAGGACAUUCUUAUCGUUAAGGCUCGAGGAUUAAAAAAAAUUUUUAAAUCAUUAAAGCUACCAUCUUUUUAAAGAAAGAAUGUUAGAAUUUUAUAGCACAGUAAUAUUACUUAAAAAUUCAGAUUAGAGGCUUGAUUUUUCAGCAAUAAGCAAUUUCUGAAAUAAUAGGAUAAAAAAUGAUAUUCUAAAGUUAACAAAUCUACUUAAUAAUUUUAAACAAAUAUACUUAAUAAUUUACAUAGACUUUUAAUGACAAAAUGUGAUUCACAAGGAUACGAUUUAGGAAUUAUUUAAUAGACUUUUGAUACAUCUAUCUUUUUCCGAAAAAUUUUAAAAUAAAUUUUUAUAAUUCCAAAUAUCAAGUUUUUUAAAUAAUGCACGUAAUGAUUAAAAAUGAUAAAAAAGCAUUUUGCAUGUUAGACUAGGAACGAAUUUUGUGCAUAGAUACAUAUGCACAUACAGUGGCAAUAAAAUAAAUCUUUCAUACCAAAGAUUCUUUCAUAGUAUAUACGUUUGGAUUUAUCAUUCAACUUGCAUUUCUUCUAUAUUAUAUAUUUGUUGUAAUGACUACUAAUCAUGUAUAAAUAUGUAUAUAGAUCUGUAACAUGUAACUGCCAUGUCAAUGCACGUUAGCGCAUCAUUUGCAAUGAUAUAGAAUUUAAGAAAACAGUUAUGUUAAUUAUAGGAAUUGUUCUUCGGCCUUUACAAAAUAGUGGAACAAUGAAAAAGAGAGUUAACGUGAAUAAUCAAAAUAAUAAUAAAGCUAUUUCUGGAAUAAUAAAAAAAGACUAUAAUCAAUAUAAUAUAAUUAAAAUCUGUUUUUAUAUAAAAAUAAAAAUAAAAUAGAAAAAUCUAUUUUCUCCUGUAAUAUUGGUUGAAAAACACUAAAUGGAAUACAUAUACGUUUAGAGUAAUCGUCAUAUUUUAUUAUCAUCAAUCAUCAUCCAUAUUGAUGAAUUUCGAAAUUUCUAAUCACGUAGAUAACUGAAAUUAGUUCACGUACGAAUUAUAUUUUUAUAAUAGGCAAGUUAGAUAAGAUAAGAGAGCAUUUUUAUAUGAGAACGUUUCUAUACACAAAUUGUAUUGAGGACAAUAAAUAUUUCAAAAGUA